UUAAGUGGUCACCGUUUUGUUUUAUUUACACCGGAAGGUGAACUAAAACCAAUCAGGUUAUGGAAAUGGCUCCAACAAAAAACUUGGAUAAUUUUCCCGUUUACAUUGUUCUUGGAUCCGGUGGUCAUACUGCCGAGAUGUGUACUAUAAAUAUGGCCCUUUUACGAACUGACAGCGGAAAGGAAAUUUACAAUCCUCUACGAUAUGUUAUCGCCAAUGAUGAUACAACCUCACGAAGCAGAAUCACGGGCGUCAUGCAAAAAGUUGGUGUAGCACUGGAUGAUACUUCAUUUAUCUAUGUACCUCGUAGUCGGAAGGUUGGUCAGAGUUACUUGAGUAGUGUGUUCACAACACUUUGGGCACUAUUGUGUAGUUUCUGGCUAGUGUGGUAUGACCAACCAAAGCUAUUACUGUGCAAUGGUCCGGGUACUUGUCUGCCAUUUUGCAUUGCUGUGUUCCUGUGGAAAAAACUUGGGCGCCUGUCUUCUAAAACAAAGAUCGUAUAUGUGGAAAGUUGGUGCCGGGUUCGUACACUAUCGCUCAGCGCAAAAUUGCUUCGUCCGAUCCUUGAUUUACUAGUUGUACAAUGGCCAGCGCUAGCCGAAAGUUACAAAAACGCCAACAACGUCAAAUACUUCGGAAAAAUUAUGUGAUCAAAAGUCAUAUAUUUUAUGAAACGGCUAAGGCUGAGCUUUAACAAGAGUGUACGUGCGAUUGUGAUCAACUUAAACAAACCAUGUAAUAUAAAAAGUUUGAUUUUUUUUUAAUAUAUUGAAAAUCUAACUAA
Rhagoletis pomonella (apple maggot) is the source of this 787-nucleotide messenger RNA. RefSeq names its product UDP-N-acetylglucosamine transferase subunit ALG14 homolog (gene Alg14). The record is from RefSeq and is a predicted model, not a curated record. NCBI's taxonomy places the organism in Eukaryota, Metazoa, Arthropoda, Insecta, Diptera, Tephritidae. The transcript has a single exon. Gene Ontology annotation, biological process: dolichol-linked oligosaccharide biosynthetic process. Gene Ontology annotation, cellular component: UDP-N-acetylglucosamine transferase complex. Bases 60 to 653 code for a protein of 197 amino acids.